CAGAUCAAACUUCAUACUGCACUGAGGGAGAGAGGCGUAUGUGUGUGUGUGUAUGUGUGUGAGGAGUCGCGCUGUGUAUGAGUGAAACUUCAGACUACUAAUGGGGAGUGAACCGAGAACCUGACCAGUCUGUCACUGUCCUAGUGUGUUUUGUCCAAAGAUGGCCAGGCACAACAUCUGCUACCAUGACCAGCCCAUGGCCUUUUUCUACAACAACAGCAACAUCACCUCGGACGAAUGGGACCGCACGCAGCUCAUCCUGGUUCAGUGUGUUGGCUCAAUCUGCUGUUGUUUCAUCCUGGUAGCCAAUGCCAUGAUCAUAGCAGCGGUGGUGACAAACAAGAGGUUUCACUACCCUUUCUACUAUCUCCUCGCCAACCUCGCCGCCUCAGACUUUCUCGCCGGAAUCGCUUACAUCUAUCUCAUGUUCAACACAGGGAAAAUAUCUCGUGAUCUAACUGUUCAAGGCUACUUUUUUCGUCAGGGUUUGCUGGACGCAAGUCUCUCCGCGUCUCUGACAAACCUCCUGGUGAUCGCCCUGGAGCGCUACAUCUCCAUCAUGAACUUUAAGGUUCACAGUAACCUCACCAAACGCAGAGUGACUCUGUUGAUUGCCCUAGUAUGGGGUAUCUCCAUAUUCAUGGGUGCCGUUCCUAGUUUGGGCUGGAACUGUAUCUGCAGUCUGGAUCUGUGCUCUAAAUUGGCCCCCAUCUUUAGCCGUAGCUACCUGAUCUUCUGGUCUGUGUCCAACCUGGUGCUCUUCCUCAUCAUGGUGGGCGUCUAUUUGAGGAUUUACGUCUAUGUGAUGAAAAAGACUGUUGUCUUGAAGGCGCACACUUCUGGAUCUAUGAAUCGCAAAAGGACGCCAAUCAAGCUCAUCAAAACUGUGAUGACCGUGCUAGGAGCGUUUGUGAUCUGCUGGACGCCUGGACUCGUGGUUCUCCUCCUGGAUGGGCUGAAGUGCGAGCGCUGCGAGGUGCUGAAGUUCAAGCGCUGGCUGCUGCUCCUCGCCGUCCUCAACUCCGUCAUGAACCCCAUCAUCUACUCCUACAGAGACGAGGAGAUGUGGAACACCAUCAAGAACCUGCUGCGCUGCAGUCGCAGUGGCACGAGGCGACAGCGCUCAUCCAAAGCCAACAUCCAGAGAGAAACCACCAGCAGCCUCAAAGAAAACACAACCGAGGACAGCAAAGUGUCCACGCAGGAGAUGCUCAAAUCCUGAACACCGCUUUAUUAAUCAAACUGAUAAGUUAAUCAAUCCUCCUGCAGGUGAGGACUACUCAGUAGAGACGCCAACGAUUAAUCGACGAUGAGUUCAUUGUUGAUAAUCCUUUAAAUCAAUACACUUUAUUGACGGUCGAUUGAAAACGGAUGUCAUUAAUGUGCACAGUUUUGAGGAUCUGGGAAAAACACGUAUAGCAGAUGCGAAGGGAAAACAAAGUGAGUUUAUUAAAAACUCAAUGGUACUGUUCUUGAAGGAACAGCACAGGACAUCCGUUUACCGUCCAAAGAUUUUGUAUUCUGUGGACAGAUAAUCGGAAAUGGAUUAACAUCAAGUCUAAUUCAUCUGGGACGUUUAUUUCAUGAACAUGUAACGUAUAAAUAUUUUUAUUUUUAUGUGAGGUACAUACAGACUGAUGAAGUGGACUUCAAAACGAAAUGGCCUAAGCCUUCACCACGUCAUAGACAUUUAAGAGUAAACGUUUUCCAUAUUUCCCUUAAUAUGCACAAUAUCCUUUGCACAUUUAGGAAGAAAAUAACCCAUUUACAGUAACAAAACUAGCUUUCUCACACGAGCCCCUUUCACACUUUUAACAUCACUAAAUUGCAGUAAAAUUAUUUGGUCAAUUUAAACACGCAUUAUUCACACCAGCAGCUUUCACAUCCUUUCAGCUGUUUUGUCCCGGAGACAAACCAAAAUAUUGAACUAUAAGAGAAAAAAAUUUGCUAGCAUCCGAAGGCAGAGGCACUACCCGUGGCUAAAAACAAAAGAUUUAUGCGUCAUUCACACUAGCGGCGAAAUUUGUAGCUGCCUGUUGCUCAGGGGUGCGUUUCCUAAACAACGACGUACUGUAACUUGUGGCUGAAUUAUCAUAGUACGAUGCAUCUUUUGGGAAAAGAAUGAUGUAGUGAUGAGUUUCUCCCAAAACCCCUAGUUUCUCUGUCGCAGAUCCAUCGUUUGACUCACGUUAGUUAUAAUGUAAAACGCCCAUAAUGAUGCUCUAAACGGGGUGGUAACAUCUUCUUUAGAGAAGAACCCUGUAAUUUGUGCUAAUUAUAUUGUUUUAUAUAUUGUUUAGGAUAUUGUUUAUUUAUUUUUUUAUAUUUCUAAGUCUACUUUUACAAUUUGACACAUGUAAACAUCUGCAGAAAUUUUCUAACCAACAGGCUCAUGUCAUAUGCAGUACAGAUACUUAAUAAAUAACCUACUGUAAAUUAAAACCAUUAACGUAUGCUAUAUAUUUUGGUUUUCACAAGCUUUGAAGACGUAACGUAAAUUCUGCUUUUAAAUAAUAGGUCACCUAUAAGCUUUCCUCAUGAGCCAUGGCUGUGUUCAAUAUGACAUCAAUGUUUUCAAAGUAACUGCAAAGGGAGUGCAAUUGUAGACAUGAAGAUCGCUAAAACUGAACUGUAAAAAUACUUCGAAAGCAAAUUACACCUGAGAGAGAUAACUUUGAUGCUUUUUUAAAAAUAAUUCUAAGUUUAAAUGUUAGAAUGUUCUAACUGAAUAGGGCAUAAGGGGAGAUAACUGAGAAUAGAUCACAGCCAGGAACUAUGUUUCUAACUAUAGCUCCAGAGGCGUAGUUGCAAGCAUACAAGUUUUCAAAUGUUCGUUAAAACGAAGGAUUUUGGAAACUCCAAAUCAACGAACUCCGUUUGUAACGACCAAACUUGUGACCAUAGUUGGCUAGCGAUGGUUUUCGGAAACGUACCCCAGGGUGGCAAUUGAAACCCUUCACGGUGAUAUUAACAGAGAUCGAACGAGUUUACUUGAAAGUAAACAUUGUUCAGAGAAAACACUAAAUAUAAAUGGAAUCAGUACAUAAAACGCCUAUUUACAAAGAAGAUCAAGAAAAUCAAACUGUUACCGUCGUGUAGGAUUUUCGUCACAUUUUGCAACAGGAUAAUAUAUAAACACACAGCUGUUUGACACUAUUCUCUGCACCUACCAAAUCAGUAAAGUGAAUCACUGAAUCCCUAUACUGCUUGCGGUAUCAAAUUACAUUAAAACAACUCAUCCAGCAGUUCAUACUCUCAUCCAAUAUCUCGUUUGUCACGGGGGCAUGCAUGAAAUGUUUCUGAAUGAAAGUGAAAGUACCAAACUGCAGUUAAAGUCAACAAAUUAAAAAUGACAUGAAACUCUGGAGGAAAUGUGGAUAGCGUGAUGACUCAAUGACGUUAAUCGAAUUAUGUGCGAUUACAUGUAAAACAGGAUCAUGAAAGGAACAUUCAAAAAGCAACUCACGUAAACACCUUCAUCAUAUUAUUGUCCUAUUCAGAUUAAGGCAAAUAAUUUAAUUAACUUAUGUAAACAUAGUCAAUGAUUCAAUUUACUAUAUAACUAGCCUUUUAUUUGCAGUAAAAGCAUUUUCCUCUGUGAGGAUGCUUGAUUUUGAGUGUUGAUUACACAUCUUGUUCACAGUGUGCCACUGAAAUAGGCACACCUUUAAUAUUUAGGGUUAAAGAUUAAUCGAUUAAUUGAUUGUUCAUUUAAAUGAUGAAAGAUCAUGGGAAUCUGUGGAAAUUGACAUACCUAUUACAAACAAAUGCGCUUUUAUUUUUCUCCACUUUUUUAUUGAUCAUUUCCCGCAUAAGCUCCUCCAUGUCCAGACAUGUUCCUCUCCGACAGCAGUGCACUUGUAAGGUUUAACUUUACCUUGUCACUCUUCGCCUAUUGACAAUAGUUUUUUCAACAGAUUGAAUACAAACACUGUGCUAGCUUGAAAUCUGUGUCCAUCUGUUGGUUUAUUAGUAUGUUGUACUGUACUGCAUUUUUAGAUCUUGAAAUAGAUGUAGAUUUGUAGGUUGUAGAUCAUCUUGUAGAUAUUAUGUACGCAUUCGAGCAAUGUCAUGUGCAUUUCGUAGUCUUCACGUGUGAGAAUAAUGACUUUAUAAAAGUUUGUACUGUAUAUAGAUGAUUAUUAUCGUGAUUAUAUGGUCAGUUGUGUAAAUACAAAGAGGUACAGCUAAUAUCUGUUUGUGUAUGAUGUUCACUUGAUUCAAUAUGACAAAUUCUUUGUGUAUAAAUG
Danio aesculapii is the source of this 4250-nucleotide messenger RNA. It is a transcript of the gene lpar3, whose product is annotated as lysophosphatidic acid receptor 3. Gene Ontology annotation, biological process: G protein-coupled receptor signaling pathway. The coding region runs from base 161 to 1222 and encodes 353 amino acids. NCBI's taxonomy places the organism in Eukaryota, Metazoa, Chordata, Actinopteri, Cypriniformes, Danionidae. Gene Ontology annotation, cellular component: membrane. Gene Ontology annotation, molecular function: lysophosphatidic acid receptor activity. The record is from RefSeq and is a predicted model, not a curated record. The transcript has 3 exons.